Molecule: messenger RNA, 1221 nt
Organism: Haliotis rubra (blacklip abalone)
Lineage: Eukaryota; Metazoa; Mollusca; Gastropoda; Lepetellida; Haliotidae
Product: protein Ycf2-like
Exons: 3
Coding region: 1-1221 (406 amino acids)
Source: RefSeq, a predicted model, not a curated record
AUGACAGAGAGGAACACGGCAGCUUCACAGAGGAUACAUAAGGCAGCUUCACAGAGGAUACAUACGGCAGCUUCACAGAGGAUACAUAGGGCAGCUUCACAGAGGAUACAGAAGGCAGCUUCACAGAGGAUACAGAGGGCAGCUUCACAGAGGAUAGAGAGGGCAGCUUCACAGAGGAUACAGAGGGCAGCUUCACAGAGGAUAGAGAGGACAGCUUCACAGGAUAGAGAGGGCAGCUUCACAGAGGAUAGAGAGGGCAGCUUCACAGAGGAUACAUACGACAGCUUCACAGAGGAUAGAGAGGGCAGCUUCACAGAGGAUACAUACGACAGCUUCACAGAGGAUAGAGAGGGCAGCUUCACAGAGGAUACAUACGACAGCUUCACAGAGGAUAGAGAGGGCAGCUUCACAGAGGAUACAGAGGGCAGCUUCACAGAGGAUAGAGAAGCUUCACAGAGGAUACAGAGUGCAGCUUCACAGAGGAUAGAGAGGGCAGCUUCACAGAGGAUACAGAGUGCAACUUCAAAGAGGAUACAGAGGACAACUUCACAAGAGGAUACAGAGGACAGCUUCACAGAGGAUAGAGAAGGCAGCUUCACAGAGGAUAGAGAGGACAACUUCACAGAGGAUACAGAGGACAACUUCACAGAGGAUACAGAGUGCAGCUUCACAGAGGAUACAGAGAGCAACUUCACAGAGGAUACAGAGGGCAACUUCACAGAGGAUACAGAGGGCAGCUUCACAGAGGAUACAGAGGGCAGCUUCACAGAGGAUAGAGAGGGCAGCUUCACAGAGGAUACAGACGGCAGCUUCACAGAGGAUAGAGAGGACAGCUUCACAGAGGAUACAUACGGCAGCUUCACAGAGGAUAGAGAGGAGGAUACAGACUGCGGCUUCACAGAGGAUUCAGACUGCAGCUUCACAGAGGAUGCAGAGAGCAACUUCACAGAGGAUACAGAGGGCAGCUUCACAGAGGAUACAGAGGGCAGCUUCACAGGGGAUACAGAAGGCAGCUUCACAGAGGAUACAGAGGGCAGCUUAACAGGGGAUACAAGGGGCAGCUUCACCCAGGAUACUGACUUCGGCUUCACAGAGGAUAGAGACUGUGGCUUCAGAGAGGAUACAGACUGCAGCUUCACAAAGGAUACAGACUGCGGCUUCACAGAUGAUACAGAGGGCAGCUUCCAGAGGAUUGAGACUGCAGCUUCACAGAGAAUAUAG